UGUGUGUGGUGCACGCUCACAUGGUUCAGAACACAAGGCAAAUUUCUCUCCCAUGUUCCCCAUCUCCUCACCCUUGCUUCCUCGCAAGCCUUGCCAUGUCCCCCCUCUGCGUGGCCUGAACGUCAAGCAUGGAUAUUGGGGGGCUGACCACCGUGGUGGCAAAUUCCGCUUACAUCAAUGCCCGUGGGAGCAUCGACGGAUCCAAUCCGGCGGCGGCCCGGGACAAGAAGUACCACUCCCGGCUAAAACUGCCUCACAUCACCAUAUGUGAGGACCUGAGGGACACUGUGGAUUUGGGGUUUGAGGCCGUGUGUGUGGAGCAGCCCAUCGGCAAACGCCUCUUCAGGGAGUUCCUGGAUGCCCACAAAGAGUAUCAUGGCGCCUGUCGUCUGUGGAGAGACAUCGAGGACUACGACCUGGCGGAGGACUCGGACCGAGCCAAGAAGGCCUCCAAGAUAGUGCAACGCUACAUGGACCCCUCAGCCAAACACUUCUGCUUGUUCCUGUCAGAAGACACCAUAGCUAAGGUGAAGGAGGCCGUUGAGGUCGUAGGGGACGACUUGUUCACAGCGGCUUGGGCCGCAACACUGGACUACUUGCGAGAGGCGCCCUAUGCCUACUUCCUGGAGAGCAUGUACCUAAAGAGGUUCCUUCAGUGGAAGUGGCUGGAGAUGCAGCCCAUGGAUGUAGACUGGUUCCUGGACUUCCGCGUGCUCGGGAAAGGAGGCUUCGGUGAGGUGUCGGCAUGUCAGAUGAAAGCCACGGGCAAACUGUACGCCUGUAAGAAACUCAACAAGAAGAGGCUGAAGAAAAGGAAAGGCUAUGACGGGGCCAUGGUGGAGAAGAAGAUUCUGGAGAAGGUCCACAGUCGCUUCAUUGUGUCGCUGGCGUACGCAUUCCAGACAAAGGAGGAGCUUUGUCUGGUCAUGACCAUCAUGAAUGGAGGAGAUCUCAAGUACCACAUCUACCUGGUGGAUGAGAACAACCCAGGCUUCGACGAGCCCAGAGCUUGCUUCUACACCGCACAGAUCAUCCAAGGCUUGGAGCAUCUCCACCAGAAGAGAAUCAUCUACAGAGAUCUGAAACCUGAGAACGUGCUCCUGGAUAAUGACGGGAAUGUACGCAUCUCUGACCUGGGUCUGGCUGUUGAGUUAAAAGAAGGCAAAACCAGGACUAAAGGCUACGCCGGAACACCAGGUUAUAUGCCUCCAGAGAUGCUGAAAGGAGAGAAGUACGACAUGUCCGUGGACUACUACACUCUGGGAGUGACAUUGUUUGAGUUCUUAGCAGCCCAAAACCCGUUCAGAAACAGAGGGGAGAAGCUGGAGCGUGAGGAGAUGAAAGAGCGAGUGCUGACCCGCGAGGUGGUCUACACCGACAACUUCAGUGACAAGGCAAAGUCCUUGUGCAACGGGCUGCUGGCAAAGGAAUCGGAUAAGAGGAUGGGCUUCAAGGACGGGAGCUGCGACCAGAUCCGGGCGCAUCCUUUCUUUAGCGAUAUCAACUGGAGGAAGCUGAACGCAGGCAUCGUGCCUCCUCCGUUCGUACCCGACCCCAAAGUGGUGUACGCUAAAAGUCUGGACGACGUGGGCGCCUUUUCCUCGGUCAAAGGAGUUGCCCUGGAGGACCCGGACAAAAGCUUUUUCGACGAGUUCUCCUCGGGCAACAUCCCCAUCCCUUGGCAGGAGGAGAUGAUCGAGAUGGGAAUUUACGGAGAGCUGAACUUGUGGGGCCCUGAAGGCACCGUCCCAAACGAUCUACGCAGGGAGUCCAUACUGGAGCAGCCGAAGUCGUCCACGUGCUGCGUGUCCUAGUGACCGACAUCCUUUGGACUUUUCUAUGUGGGACGUGUUCCUUUUUCUCUUUGUCUUGUGCUCAACUACUGUCAAACAUUUAGAUGUCUUCCAUUUGUUUCUUUGUAAUUGCGAUACUGUACUCCAGGUGUGCUGAUGAUGAACUCCAGCAUGAGGCUGCGUCACACUUGUCCAGUAAAGUCGGCUUAAAAUGUAAACACCACUGUCCCGAUUCAAGUGUGGCCCCAACAAGCGGACUCUGGUGCUGUUGGGUGAACAGCAAUGCAACAGGGAGCACUGCUAAAGCAAAAAGCAUGUAGAAACUAAAUAUGAAAGACAAAAUUCUCUUUCUCUGCUCUUUGAAAGUAUAUUUUAGAAGGUUUUGGUGAAAUUCUAAACUGGUGAAUGUGGCAAAAUAUAAACAUACGAUACAUAUUCGACCCAGCAGAUGACAUUCUUGGUUUGGAAUAUUUCAGUUACUCUAAGUCACCUAAUAUGUUCUGUAUAAGUUUUAGAAGUAUAUUUUAGUAGCUUUUGGUGAAAUCUAUAUUGGUUAAUAUAACAGAAAAUAAAAAUGGCAAAAGUACGUAUUCAACCCAGCACCUGACAUGAUGGUUUGGAAUAUUUGAGUAUUGUCAUGUAUCCUGUCAUGAAAGUUCUUUUAAAUGAUAUUUUACAAGCUUUUGGUGAAAUCUAUAUUUAAUAUAGCAGAAUAUGAAAAUAAACAACAUAUUCAACCCGCCACAUGACAUUAUGGUUUGGAAUAUUUGAGUAAAGUCACGUAUUAUGUCAUGAAAGCUCUUUAAAAUCAUAUUAUAGAAGCUUUAUGUGAACUCUAUGCUGUUACUGUAUAUCAGAAUAUAAAAAUAAACAACAUAUUCAA
Molecule: messenger RNA, 2676 nt
Organism: Doryrhamphus excisus (bluestripe pipefish)
Lineage: Eukaryota; Metazoa; Chordata; Actinopteri; Syngnathiformes; Syngnathidae
Product: rhodopsin kinase GRK1-like
Biological process (GO): regulation of signal transduction; protein phosphorylation; signal transduction
Cellular component (GO): cytoplasm
Molecular function (GO): rhodopsin kinase activity; ATP binding
Source: RefSeq, a predicted model, not a curated record